CUGUUGUCAAAGUACUGAAGUAAGAUGCUGUAAUUUCGGAAUUCUUAGAUUUUGAACGCAUAGAAGUCAGAAAUUACUUUCUUUUUCAGCGUUGAUCACAGCGCAUCAUGGCUACACCAGCGAACUACAAACAAAACACAUCAAUGUCGAUGCCAAGUCCUCAAAGCAAUCCGCACUACAUGAUUGCGGGGCCCCCAAUGAGUUUCGGUAUGAUGAAAGGCGGUAUGAAUGCACCGCCACACCAUAACCAAUACCAGUACCACCCGCAAUACCAAGGUGGUCCCCCGAUGGGCCACGCGGCCGGCUACGGCUGGCAGCCCGCGCCGCAACAACCCCGUUUCGGUGCAGAGGGCGCGCGGCGCGCGGCCGGCGCGGCGCAGGGCGCGCAGCCCGGCAAGGAUGAUAAGACCAGCCCCUUCGUAUCCACCUUGCAUUCACACCCUGGAUUUCAACCUCAGAAGAUCGGGAAAGGAGCUGGUGCGGGCGCCGGGCUGCCCAAGCCCCCGAAGCCGCCAGAAAAGCCCCUCAUGCCGUACAUGCGCUACUCUCGCCGCGUGUGGGACAGUGUGAAGGCGGCCCACCCGGACCUCAAGCUGUGGGAGAUCGGCCGCAUCAUUGGAGGCAUGUGGAGGGAUCUCCCGGAAUCAGAGAAGGCUGUGUUUGUCGAUGAAUAUGAAGCGGAGAAGUCGGAGUACGAAAAGAGCCUCAAGGCGUACCACAACUCGCCCGCCUACCAGGCGUACAUCGCGGCCAAAAAUAAGGCCGUAGUAGUAGGGAGCUUGGAGGAGGAGAGUUCCAGCAAGAAGGGGAGCUCGCAGAAGGAGCAGCAGCAACAGGACAGAAGGAUUGACAUUCAGCCUGCAGAGGAUGAGGAGGAUCAAGACGAAGGUCUCUCGGUGAAACACAUUGCGUACGCGCGUUACUUGCGCAACCAUCGUCUCAUCAACGAGAUAUUCAGCGACACGGUGGUGCCCGACGUACGAUCUGUCGUCACGACGGCUAGGAUGCAGAUCCUGAAGAAGCAAGUGCAGUCCCUGACGAUGCACCAGAAGAAGCUGGAAGACGAGCUGCAGCAGAUCGAGGAGAAGUUCGAGGCCAAGAAACGCAAGUUCAUCGAGAGCAGCGAGGCCUUCCAGGAGGAACUGAAAAAGCACUGCAAACCGGCCGUGGAUGACGACACCUUCCAACGCAUGGUGGAACGCGCCCUAGAGCAGAUGAGGCGAGGCAUCAACCCCGCCACGCAGUCCCUAGUCAGCGUCGAGAGGAAAGAUGAGCCCAUGGACCAAGACCAGAACGUGAUCAAACAAGAGAGCAACGGGCCCAACCCCCCCACUCAGGUGGACAAGGUGUCCACUACGGAAGUGAAGCCCGACGGCGGCAAUGUCACCACGGAGUUGAAUAAGACCGAGCCUGAUGUGAAGAAGGAGGAAAAUGGACAUGCCGAGGAAGGAGAGCGCAAGGAGCCGGCGUCGGAGCUGAAGGGCGAGCCCGCGCCCGCCGCCGGAGCGCCGCCGCAGCACGUCACGUCGCCGCCGCACCACGCUAUGAUGAUGGCGCCCAAUCCUAACGCGCCGCCGCACGCGCCGCACGGACCACCGCCGCCCGGAGCGGUGGGGUACGCGUACGCGCCGCGCUACUACCCGGGCUACCCGCAGUUCCCGGCCGGCUACCCGCCGCGGCCCUACCUGCCCGAACACUACCACCCGCACCACCCGCAGCCGGACUACCCGACCGAGGAGCCGCCUGCGAAGAAAGAGGCCGAAUGAUUGUCACCAAAACGCGUCGUCAAGCGACGGCGCAAGUCCUCCUCGAAGGACGCCCAGUGAAUAGACACUUAGUGCAUUCAGUGGUUUUACUUAUAAGAACUGAAGUGCUACUCCAACCUCGAAAAUGGGUCGAAUCGAAGAAUUUUCACUAUUUGCAUUACUCUCGGGUGUAUGGUUUUGCUCUUAAAUAAAGCAAAUAUGACUUCGUGAUCUUUCGAGCUACGGAGAGUAGUUUUCAACACUAGAAACGUUCAGUAUAUUUUAAACAUGCGUUUAGUGAUUCUGCCUGUUUUAUGGCGUUAUCCAUAAACGCGCUAAAAGCCUCGAUUAUCUAAUAGUAGUUUGUCUUAAUCUGUCAUUUUGACUUUUGAAGUAAGUAAUGUUUAUGAUUAUUUAGUAUUUAUAAGGCAAAAACUUGUUUAUAUGUAAUGUGUCAAACGUUAACUCAUGGUUUAGUGGUAGGUAUAGAUAUUGGCUACUAAAAUGUGACCAUUUCUAUUCGUAAUUAUGGCACUUAUAGGAAUACUAAUGUCGUUGACAU
Messenger RNA from Cydia splendana, 2307 nucleotides. RefSeq names its product SWI/SNF-related matrix-associated actin-dependent regulator of chromatin subfamily E member 1-like (gene Bap111). Bases 108 to 1766 code for a protein of 552 amino acids. Lineage: Eukaryota; Metazoa; Arthropoda; Insecta; Lepidoptera; Tortricidae. The record is from RefSeq and is a predicted model, not a curated record. The transcript has 16 exons. Gene Ontology annotation, biological process: negative regulation of DNA-templated transcription. Gene Ontology annotation, molecular function: nucleosomal DNA binding; nuclear receptor binding. Gene Ontology annotation, cellular component: SWI/SNF complex.